CCACGACCUGCUGUAGUUUGGAGUAAAGAAAACGGUUCGUUGCCGAAAGGAAGAUCUUCUGUUGACAGCAACGGGAAACUUGAACUGAGACAAGUCGCUACAUCUGAUACAGGAACAUAUGUAUGCAAAGCUUUUAACAUUCUUGGUAACAAACACAGCAAAUCGACAAUUGAAGUGAACUCUCGACCUAGAGUGACCUUGAUCAGUGGACCAGUAUAUGAAAAGAUAGGUACGGACAUUCUUAUGCCGAAAUGUCACGUGACAGGACAUCCGAAACCAAAGAUUACGUGGUCCAAGUCUAUUGGUUCAUUGAAUAUCAGUCGAAGCGUCAUCACAGAAGGACAGAUGUCACUCUUUAGAGCAAGCAAAGAAGAUUCUGGGACAUAUUUGUGUAAAGCUGAAAAUCUUCUUGGCUCAGUUACAAAAGGAACGUUUCUUAUUGUUGUCGAGCUGCCUAGAUUCACUAUAAAACCUCCUACAUCACUUGUCACCCUUCCUGGAAAAACUGUUCGUCUCAAUUGUAAAGCUACAGGAGAGCCUAAACCAGUCAUAACAUGGAGAAGGGAAAAUGGUGUUCUUCCUAUUGGCAGGCACGAAGUAAGAGAUGGUUCUUUGAUCCUCAAAGAUUUUACGACAACAGAUUUUGGUGCAUAUAUUUGUACUGCAACAAGUGCUGAUGUUUUUAACAGAGAAUCAAGAUCCACUAUCAAGGCUCACUUUAGAGAUUGUUCAGAAAUCUUCCAAUCAGGAGAGAGACGUGACGGCAAAUACACAGUGAAUCCUGACAACCAAGGUAGCUUCCAAGUGUACUGUGACAUGACAACUGACGGUGGGGGCUGGACUGUGUUUCAACGUCGUAAAGACGGAUCGGUCGAUUUUUAUCUCAAUUGGCAGCAAUACAAAACAGGUUUUGGAAACCUGAAUGGCGAGUUUUGGUUGGGUAACGAUUACAUCCAUCGACUGACAGCAAGAACAGCAUCAAGUCUUCGCGUAGAAAUCGGGGACUGGGACGGAUCUCGGAAGUAUGCCAAAUAUGGUACUUUUAGUGUAGGUGAUGAGUCAGACAAGUACAGGUUGAGUGUUGGCGGGUAUUCGGGUACAGCUGGAUACUCAAUGGCAUAUAAAAACAGUGCUUUUACCACCAAAGAUAGAGAUAACGAUGGUCAUAGUAGUAAUUGUGCAGUUCUGCGUACCGGUGCGUGGUGGUAUUAUGAUUGUGCAGACUCUAAUCUUAAUGGAAAGUAUUUAGGAAACGUUGUUAAGGAGAGUGGCUUGUUUUGGUACCAUUACAAAAAUAACUGGCAGUCUUUUAAAACAACUGAAAUGAAGCUUCGACCACAAAACCAUAAAUGAUUAAGUAGAUCAUUGUCAUGGAAUGAUAGACUCUGAACCUUUUACGUCACUGCUUGAUUUGCAAUGCAUUGUGGGAACAGUCUCUAGAGAAAACAAAAGAAAUACGCCGUGUUCUAUCCCCAUCCUACAAUGCAUUGCGGAUGCGUUAUACGUACGUAAUGUAAAAGCUUCAGAGAUCUAUUGAUAUAUAAAGUGUGCUCAAUCUGAUUAUUUCCGUAUGUCAGAGCUCAAAAAUAAAACUUGCUAUGUUCUUUUUUAAUAAGAAAUAGAGAAAUAUAGAAAAGAAGUUUAUCAAUAUCAUCGAAUGCAACGUAUGUUUAUUCGUUAUGCCGUAGAUUUAUUUUGUAUUAAUAUCAUUAAUUUGAAGGUGAUUUUGUGACUGAUAUUUUACUUUAGGGCACAGGAAACCCAUGACACAAAAACCAACUGCAUAAGAGCGUAAAUGUAUUAAAAUACACGUAGGACAAUCGGGAAAGAAAGGAAGUUUUUUUAUUUUUUUUUAUGUAACUAGAUGAAGCUAUAGUAAGACGAGUGAUAAUCCAAGGAUGGAAAGCAUACUGUGCAAAUUCAACUUUUGAUCAGCAUGAUUAUGAUUUUGCAAUAAAAUCGAAAUAUAGCUGUCAUUACGAUCUUCUGUACAUAAUUCAAAAGUUGAAUUUGCACAGUAUGCUUUCCAUCCUUGGAUUAUCACUCGUCUUACUAUAUGCCAAAUUGUCGGAUGGUUCUGGUUUUUAGAUGAAGCUAGUCAACAUAAUUUCUAAUCACUAAAUAUAUAUGUAAUUGAGUGUGAUUAAGUUUUUUUAAGUUUUUUAAAGAUUUUUUGAUGUGUAAGUGUGUAGUUGCGUUCAUGCUUCUUGCUCUUUUUUAUUUCUCAAUUUAUUUCUAUUGUUCUUUCGUUCAUUUUUUCAUUCUUUUUUCUGUAAAAGAAGAGAGUUGGAGUAAAAGAGCGAAAACUGACUAGAAAGUUGGUGAUUGCGAAACAAAAACUGGUAGGGGUGAUUUUUAUGUUAUAUAUGAAAUAUGAGCGGGAGACCUUUACGGACAUUAACAACAAACUGCUAGCUGCAAGUGAGCAGUUUUAAAGCCAAUAAAGGUCAAGUCAUGUGGCUAAUAAAAAUAUAUUCCACGGCAUAAAUUCCAUACACUUAACGUAAUCCGGUCACAGUGUGUUCAACGAGGUGGUUCUCGUUACUAUUAUGAUAAAACAAACAA
Molecule: messenger RNA, 2565 nt
Organism: Exaiptasia diaphana
Lineage: Eukaryota; Metazoa; Cnidaria; Anthozoa; Actiniaria; Aiptasiidae
Product: fibrinogen-like protein A
Exons: 1
Coding region: 244-1353 (369 amino acids)
Source: RefSeq, a predicted model, not a curated record